Molecule: messenger RNA, 10729 nt
Organism: Coregonus sp. 'balchen'
Lineage: Eukaryota; Metazoa; Chordata; Actinopteri; Salmoniformes; Salmonidae
Source: the annotation of a GenBank genome assembly
GUGUCAGUUGGGCUCUACUUCCCCCAGAAUCAUUACCAGGAGACUGUGUACGUUGGGCAGUCUGCUGGGACACCCGUGCUCCAGGUUCACGCCAUGGUGGAGAGUGACUCUCAACAACCCCACUUCUAUCUGUGCUGGAACAACCCCACGAGGCCUCCAACCUUUGCCCAGUGGUUCCACCUGGACGAGACCACAGGGAUACUCUCCAUGAAUAAGACCCUGGAGUGGAGCGACUUUGACUCUGCAUGUGAGUUAAAUAGAGACAGAAGGUUGCACAUAUGUAUUCUUUCCCCAUUGUUUAUGGGAUAUUUUAUGAAGUUCAAUGUGCAAUCUAUUUACUUUGCAUAUACCAAUUUUCAAUUGUCCAUUGAACACAACACUCCAAUAUAUUUCCAAUAUACAGGUAUAUUUAAUAUUGUAAAAUGUGUGGGGGGAAAUUAUUUAAGUUGCUCAGCUUGCAUGCUUUGUGCAUACUAAGCUUCAAGGUGAUACGUCAUGUUCAGGGAUCUGCUUUCAGAAUCAGGACAGUAAUGUAAUUGCAUAAAUGCCCAGAAAGUGCCCAGUCAUCAAGAAAUAAAUGCACUGUGGGAGAUUAAAAUGGGGGCCGUUGUUUCUGCUUUGGUUCUCUUGCUGAUCAGAUAUGUUUUGGACGCUGAGGCUGAGGAUCAUGGCGGCGACCAGACCCGUGAAGAGUGUCCUCUGUGGCCUCCCUACCGUAUGGGUCCACCUAAACUUCAUCAAUGCCACAGUGCCACCGUGUGGCCGGACCAGACCAGAGCUGGAGAAACUGUGCUUCCCUGACAAGGACCUGCACUCCCACAUUAAGGAGAACAGGUUCCCCGGGGCCCUUCGCCAGCUCAGACAGCUCACCAGGUUAAACGUCUGCCCCAACUACACCAUCUCCUACAGUGUGGAAUCAGGUUAGUCAUGCUACACUCCAUUCACCCACACUGUGUCUGUACAUGAUAUUAUGAGAAACCUCAGACACUUGGCAGGUCCCUACUAACCCUGUAUGGUGAGGUUACCCCAUGUUCUUACUCUUAUAGAAAUAUUUUUCGUUCCAAUUGUCUUUUUCAUUGCUGCUCCUGUCGCUCAGUGAAUAUGAAACUACAAAGUCUGGCAACAUGAGACUAACAUAUAUUGUUUACAUCCCCUCUUCAUGUUCCUUUUGGCUCUAGAUGUUCCAACCCCAUUUGCUGUAAACGACAACACCACUGAGUUGGUAGUGACUGCUCCUUUGGACCGCGAGGAGAGAGAGAUGUACAGUCCCAUGCUGGUCUGCACAGUGCAGACUGACACAAUGAUAGAAAAGUUUUUUGUUACACUACAUAUCAACAUCUACGACGAGGAUGACAAUGCACCGUAUGUCAAUGAAACAGACACAGAGGAUGUGGUGCUUGAGUUUGAUCGCAUGGAGGUGACUUUAUUUAACUUUGCAUUGCUUUACUUUACUACCAUACUGUAUAUCAGUAUAUUACUAUAAAUGUAUAAUUGAUACCACUGUUGUUCUUGUUGUUUUUCAGGGAAGUUCUUUUGGCAAUUUGUUUGUCUAUGAUAGAGACACAACCCCCAGGUAUCCCAAAGACCAGAGUCAGAACAGAUUUGUCGGAAAUAUGAUGACCAAUGACUCAUGGAUAAAUGAGAUGUUCACCAUAGAACACUCUUUCAAAGAAGAGAAGGCCAUUUUUGGCAACGUCCGAGGCACUGUUCAUGAGUUCUGUGAGUUGUCCAGUUACACAAUCUUAGGGCUGGUUUCCCAGACACAGAUUAAGCCUAGUUGCUUUCAGUGGUUUAAAGUACUUAAGUAAAAAUACUUGAAAGUAUUACUUAAGUCGUUUUUUGGGGUAUCUGCACUUUACUUUACUAUUUAUAUUUUUGACUACUUUUACUUUUACUUCACUACAUUCCUAAAGAAAAGUAUGUAGUUUUUACGCCACACAUUUUCUGACACCCAAAAGUACUCAUUACAUUUUGAAUGCUUAGCAGGACACGAAAAUGGUCUAAUUCACACACUUAUCAAGAGAACAUCCCUGGUCAUCCCUACUGCCUCUGAUCUGGCGGACUCACUAAACACAUGCUUUGGUUGUAAAUGAUGUCUGAGUAUUGGAGCGUGCCCCUAGCUAUUCGUAAAUUUAAAAAACAAGAAAAUGGUGCCGUCUGGUUUGCUUAAUAUAAGGAAUUUGAAAUGAUUUAUACUUUUACUUUUACUUUUGAUACUUAAGUAUAUUUUAGCAAUAACAUUUACUUUUGAUACUUAAGUACAUUUAAAACCAAUUACUUUUAGACUUGUACUCAAGUAGGAUUUUACUGGGUGACUUUCACUUUUCCUUGAGUCAUUUUCAAUUAAGGUAUCUUUACUUUUACUCAAGUACGACAAUUGGGUACUUUUUCCACCACUGGUCGCUUUUCAGUCUACAACAAUGUUUAAUAUGUGUCUGGCAAACUAGCCCUUAAUGUGACAAACUUUCACAAAAUCGACUCAUUAAAUAAACAACACUUCCCCCCUGUUCCCACCUCCCUUUGUGUGGUAUCUAGGGCUUGCACUAAAGAAGCAUUUGUCUGUAACCGAGAAUAGGACCUUCCAGCUGGAUUACCUGGUCAAUGACACCACAUACCCAGGUCCAGAGGGAACUGUGAUGCUGCACUACAAUAUCACCAUCUUACCUGUCCCCAUCCGCUUCACCAAUGUGACAUACCUCUUCACCACAACACGUAGAGCUAAUGUCUACGCCCAGGUACCUAUUGUUCACAUGCAGCCCUCUUUGCUUGAGAACAGGGAUACUGCUAAUAAAAUGCUUAUUAAGCAGACAACUCUUUUAAGAUAAUACUAUUUCACUGUGGAGGAUAAAUGUGCUGAAAUGCCAUUAAAACAAUCUGUGAGUUUUAGUAGGCUAUUUGAAAGAUCAGCAAUAUCCUAGACCACUGCCUAAGCUCUGUUUCAACCCAAUAUAACUGUAGCAUUUUCCCUGUAUGAUUUAUGUUCCUUCUCAUUUUAGGUCGGUAGGAUCUGUGUGGACAACUGCCUGAAGUUCCGGGGCAUCAAAGUCAUAUACCGGCUAGCGGUAGCAGACAAGACAGACAAAAAUGUGUCAGGUAACACACAGUCAUGCUUCGCAGCGAUUAGCAUCACACAGAGCUUCAAGGACAUGGCUGGGGUGCUGUAUGUGAACGACACAGUGGCUCUCCGCAGGCCAGAGUGCCAGGACCUGCAGUACGUGGUCAUUGCUCAAGAGCAGCAGAAUCAGCUGCAGGCUAGCACUCAGAUCCUCAUUGUGCUCGAUAGCGAUAGUAAGUACACUCCUGAGAUAGUAAGUAUUUUCCCAGCAAUACUCAAGACAGAUGCUUUUGGCCACAGAGAUUACCAUUGAAUGAGUAAUAUGGCAUCCAUAUUUGGAAGUCGUCAGAUCUGUCUGACCUCCUGAUAUGGAUGUCGUAGUAUUUGUCCCUUUUUCAAGGCUCAUUCCUCAUAAUAUGAGACCUUUUGUUGUAUACUUCUCUAGAAUUAUGAAAAAGCAGUAGUGUAGUAGAGACAUACCUGAUCCAUAGCUUGGUUCAAGUCCGAGAUCUUGCUUGACACAGUGAACAUGUGUGUUGUCUUCAUGAACUUUGUGUUUGUGUUGUGUAGUUGAUAAGCAGGAUCUAGAGGACCAGCAGUUCCUCUCCUGUGCAGAGGGGAGAAAGCGUGGGGACUGUGAGAACAUCAGAGGCCUAGGGGCUACCACAGGGAGGUGCCAAUGGAGACAGGGCUCUGAAAAAGGUAUCCACACUGUGCAUAAUUCGAAUAUUUGAUGGACACAGGAAAUGAUGCUAUCCAGAUAUUGUUGGUUUCUUCUAUCAAUUAACUCUUUUUAUUUUAACUAACUAUUAUAUUUUUCCUCUAUCUUUCAGGAAUAUCAGAAAGCUAUUCCACCUGCUCCCCUGACCUCCGCACGUGCCCUGAUGGCUUUUGUGAUGCAGUCGAAAGCAAAGACACGUCAAUAUGUCCUCAGGAUUGCACAAGUAAGAAAUAUCUCAAUCUUUUGCAGUCAUUUAUAUUUAUCGACCUUCGUGAAAACGUAUGUUUCUAUACUUUCCACAUUUUUCUGACAGUAUUUCAAGUGGUUUUUCAUUGUAAACCUUUUUUUAAUUAUUAUUGUUGAAUUCAAUAGAUUUAAAUGUGUUUGUGUCUCUCAGUUGAACCCAUUAUCGGAGGUCAUGAGGAGGGCAUCAUGUCUGGCAUCAGAGCAGGCUAUGGAACCUGCUACUGCUACUCUGAAAAAUGCUUCUGUGAGAAGGAUGAUGUAGAGGGUGAGUUGUUCCCAUGCAUUGACCCAUAAUACCCCCCAUAUAGGUAAUGAAACACCAUUCCAAAUAGAGAUAUUUCAAGAUAUGAUCUUUCAAUCAAAGCUGAAAUUACAGUUUGCACUUUGUUGUCUAAGGAUGGUUUACAUGGUGUCUCUUUUUGACCCCUGACCCCUUCUACCCUGUCUGAUCCAGAGGCCAUGUGUGACGACGUCUGCAAGACCAUCAUUGCCACCGCCGUGCUGCUCUCCUUCAUCGUCUCCAUCCUCCUGUCCUCCUACUUCAUCCAUCGCUACCACAAGAACUCCCCCAAGCCCCCUAUCGCCUCGGCUGAGAUGACCUUCCGGCGGCCCGCACAGUCCUACCCCAUCAGCUAUUCUGCUAACAAUGUGCGCCGUGGCUCGUUGGACUCUAUGGAGAACCAAGUGGCCAUUGACACCUUCAAAAUACCUGUAAGGUCUUGGCUAAUACGAUGUUUGCCAAAUUUCUGAAACUUUCCCAAAAUUCCCAGCAACAGUGACGUUUUUUUAAAGUGUUGCUUAAUUGCUUUAACAGGAGGAUCCCAAAUGGGAAUUUCCACGCAAAAACCUGGUGCUGGGUAAAACCUUAGGAGAAGGGGAGUUUGGGAAGGUUGUCAAGGCGACUGCAUUCCGGCUGAAAGGAAAGGCUGGCUACACUACAGUAGCUGUGAAAAUGCUUAAAGGUAAGACUAGAGCAGACAAUAGGAACAAUUGUUGUCAUGCAGUGAGUAAGUCCCUAGGUGUGUAUACUGAAUAUACAGUAAAAGAGCCAUUUUUAUGAUGUGAAUUUUGGCCAGACCAUGAUCGAUGUAAGGUGAAGUAUUUUAUGAAAGUAUUUCAUGAUUCCCUCUUUUAUUUUGCAACAGACCACGCCUCACAUAGUGAACUGCGUGACCUCCUGUCAGAAUUCACCUUACUGAAGCAAGUCAACCAUCCACACGUCAUCAAGAUGUUCGGAGCUUGCAGCCAGGAUGGUAAGGCUUCAUACCCAACCACUCUGAGCCACUCUGGGGUCACGGACCGAAAAGGUUUAGGAACCCCUGUUCUAUAGACUAUCUAUAGACUAUCAGUAACAUUUCAAAUAACUACCUACUAACCCUAAUCCACCAUUGGAGGGUAUCAAUGUUGUUGACUGACUGUACCUUCACCAAUGGAGAUGUGUGUGACAUGAGAAUAAUGCCUUCAGAUCACGUCCUUUAUGGUAGCAAUGCCUCAGAGGCCCAGUCUGAUCAAAUUAUACUCAAAGUCAUCAUGAGGUUGUUGUACAAUAAAUUGUGGACCCAGUUAUUAAUGAAAACAUGAUGUCCUUGCAAUGCUUAACCUUCUGGUGUUAUACCUGGUACAUUUCUGAUGCAUCUUUCAUUCAAAACACCCAGACACUGUCGGGCCAAGUGUGUGUUCUAAAGUGGUGUGUCUCUCCAUCUAGGUCCAAUGUACCUGAUUGUAGAAUAUGCCAAAUAUGGGUCACUGCGCAACUUCCUGCGUGAGAGCCGAAAGGUAGGACCCAGCUACAUGUCGGGCAACGAUGCCAACCGCAACUCGAGCUACCUGGAGAACCCAGAUGAGAGGGCACUCACCAUGGGCGACCUGAUCUCCUUCGCCUGGCAGAUCUCCAGGGGUAUGCAGUACCUGGCUGAAAUGAAGGUGCCUGUAUAGCAAUUACUUUCAAAAUAUUCACUAUUGGGCGAAUCCUCACUUCCACUUACCGGUAAGUCAAAUGUUCAAUUAGUCUCCAGUUGACAUCAAUGCAUGACUCAGUGAAAAUGUGACUGAACUGGAAGUUAGGAUUCACCUGUAGUAUGAAUUCCAUGCUAAACCUAGCUCAAGGUCAAUGUGACUCAGUGUUUUGUAAAGAAAGGAGAUGAGCUUGAGUGGCUGUAAGAAGCUUGUAUUGACUAAUGUCUUCCAAUAGCUUGUUCACAGGGACCUCGCUGCAAGAAAUGUCCUAGUUGCAGAGGGGCGUAAGAUGAAGAUUUCUGACUUUGGUUUGUCCCGGGAUGUGUAUGAGGAAGACUCUUAUGUGAAGAGGAGCAAGGUAGGGAUCCCAAAUGUCAAAUACCCAAGUACUUUUUUAAAUAGUUUCUCUCAAUUAUAUAGUUUUUUCGAAAUUGUCUCAAUUAUUUUUUAAUCUAUUAUAAUUUUGUUAACACUUUAUUUGGAUACUCCAUCUGUAGAUGCUCUACAGCAGUGUUUCCCAAAUUAGGUGUCGUGACAUUUGAAAAUGGGUCGCAAGAGAAACUUAAAUAAAUGUUACAAAAUUGCGCUUGGUUCAUAGAACCGGGGUUACGUCAGUAACCUCCGGUAGCCGCUAGAUGUGGUUGUAAUAAACAGAGUGGUUUCUGUUAAACAUUGGCCGUUGAUUACAUCACUUUGUUUUACAUGAUGGGGUCGCAAACAUUUUUGGAUAUCAAAAUGGGGUCACGGACCAAAAACGUUUGGGAACCCAUGCUCUACAGACUAUCUACAGACUAUCAGUGACAUUUCAACUAACUAUCUACUAACCCUAACCCUAGCUCUAACCCUAACCUUAACCCUUAUCCUAACCCUAAACUUAACCCUUUCCCUAACCCUUAUUCUAAACCUAACCCUAACCCGAACCGUAACCUUAGAAAGCAGUUGCUUAUCAACAGAUAGUUUUUGAUAGUAUGACCAUCUGUAGAACAUCUACAGAUGGAUAAUCCAGACUAUCCAGAUAAAGUGUGACCAAACAUUUCUUUAACAGAACUGACAUCACAAUUUCCAUUUUCUUCUUUUUUGUCUCCUUUUUUCAGGGUCGAAUCCCAGUUAAAUGGAUGGCAAUAGAGUCCUUGUUUGAUCACAUUUACACAACACAAAGUGACGUGUGAGUACCUUGCACAAUCAACUUAAAACAUCUGUUAUACAUAUGUCCAUAUCCAUAACCAACAAUGUUUGCAUGAUCAAAAACCAACCUACUCAAUUGCACUCGGAUAAACCAUACAGCAAACAUCAGAAUCACUAUUUCAUCCAUGCAUUAGGUGGUGCUAUUCAUGUGGUGUUCUUCUCUGUCUCCUGCCAGCUGGUCCUUUGGUGUGCUGUUGUGGGAGAUUGUGACACUGGGCGGAAACCCGUACCCAGGCAUCGCCCCUGAACGCCUCUUUAACCUCCUCAAGACUGGCUACAGGAUGGAGAAACCAGAGAACUGCACUGAGGAAAUGUAUGUGUGCCACUUUACUUUGCCCCAGCUUCAUUGUACCCACAGUAAAACUCACUGUAACUCUAUUACACACUGAUGGUAAUGACAUCCAUGACUUGACAAACCAGCAGCAAAUCCACCCCUAUUUAUUCUGAUGUUGUAGUGAUCUAUUGUAAAUUGUAGGUAAACCAUCCCUUUAGUUAAUUUUUUGCUUCUGACCAUAAGGUGGUGUAUGAAUGUGUUUCUGCAGGUAUAAUCUUAUGCUUCGAUGCUGGAAACAGGAGUCAGACAAAAGGCCCAUAUUUGCAGAAAUCAGCAAAGAACUGGAGAAGAUGAUGGUGAAAAACCGGGUAGGAUCAAGCAAAACAACCAACACUCUUUCUCUGUCUAAAGUGGUCGUUACACUGUUCACUGGUAGUUACAGUACAUAUACAGGACACUGUUAUAAAUGGAGUAAACAACACAUGAUUAGUCUUAUGUCCAACAAUAUGUUUAACCAAUGUCUGGUGAACGUCCCCAAAAUAUGGCCCUGGGCAACAUGUGCAAAACUUAUAAUUACAAGUUAGCAGUUAGUUUUGUGUUGAGGUAAAGAGGCCAAAUAGUGUAAUUUGGGGGAUGCCAAAUACAGUGCAAAAAUGUGAAGGAUAUGUUUAGGAUUUGAAACAGAGUACUUUUAGUACUUUUUAUCUCACACACAAGUAGGAAAUAUAUUGCUCUAAUAUUUUCUGUUUCCUAUCAAGUAUCUGUCAUUGGACCUCUUACGCCAGUUAGCUACGAUCAUAACUAUUUGUGAGGUUAAGUUAGGUCAUAACUGCAUGGUAGGAUAUGACUGUAUUAGCAUUAUGCUCCACCUUCCUGUCAUUAGUGAUUAGCCAUAUCAGGUGUUCCUCUCCUGUUGUCAGGAUUACCUGGACCUGGCGGCAUCCACGCCAGCCGACGCCCUGCUCUACGACGACGCCCUCUCCGAAGAGGACACACCCCUAGUGGACUGUAAUAACGCCCCUCUCCCUCGAACCAUUCCCUCCACAUGGAUUGAAAACAAGCUUUAUGGUAGAAUUUCCCAUGCAUUUACUCGAUUUUAGAGACAGGACACACAAGCUCUCUUUUUGACAUGUUGUGAUUGUCUUCCUGUAGACCGUGUGUGACUGUGAUCUAGGCAUGCUUCCUGAAAAAGUCUCCCAUUUCUUAGAAAAUGAGAGUCAGUGGAAAAAGAGAAUCUUGUGUCUGAUGAUUACUAUUUGGACCUGCUUCUGAUGUACAUGAAACCUGAACAAAAUAACGACACAUCUGUAAAUAGUAAACAUUUCUAUAAUAACAUUCCCUUAUUUAACAUAUUGUAAUCCACAUUCAUUCCCACAUAUUUAUAUGAUUAUUAGGACACUCAUCCAUUUUGAAUGACAUAAACAUUUUCAAAACACAUUCCAACAUUCCUAAUUUUUUGUAUUAAUUUGGAAAAUACUGUUCAAAAACAGUUUGACAUUUGAAACAGGUCCUUGCUGAAUUAAUCAUUAUCUAUUUCGUUUGGAUUCCAAACUGUCUUAAGUUAUCUGAAUUGUUUGUGUGUAUAUAGGCUACAUAUUAUUGCAUCUAGAUUGUUUCUACAAUGCUGAAUAGAGAAACAGUAAGGCUUUUCAAUUAAACUCUUGGCUAACAUUGAUAAACAAUACUUUCUAAAAGUAUGUCAUAACAAAUUCCCAAACAAAUCCCACUGAUACUAAGCACUUCCAGUUGAUAGUUCAUAAAAGUAUUUAGCAAUAAGAUGGCUGCCAGUGACAUAGUUACCAUGAACAGACAGUAACUUGGUGUCCAUGUGUCCUGUUACAGUGAUGCAAUUAUUGUAUCUGCUUUAUAUUGAGAAAACAAUUAUCAAUGGUGCAUGAGCCAAGGAAAACCUUUAGAGAUCAUGACAUACAUUACCAAUAAUGUACCAAUAAUUGUUGUGUUAUUUUUCUUUUAAUCGUAUUUAAUCAAUCCAGUAAAUUCUCAGUUAAACUGUACAGGAACUAUGGACACCAUUAUUGUCUGUGACGUGAUUUCUUCAUAUAAUUCUAAAUUGAUAGCCUUAUGUUCCUAUGUCAUAGUCAAACAUCAGUCUAUAAUUCACUUCUGUCAAAAAUGUAAAGGGGAAAAACUGAGUUUCUUUUUGAGAGCCUUACUGUCUGCACUCUACUUUUUCUUUACUCAGUGCAGAAAAAUGAUAUGUUCUCAUUUUUAGGCAUGUCAUACCCGAACUGGCCUGAGAAGAGCCCGGUACUGCUCAACAGACUUGAUGCCACUAACCCAGUCUUUACAAGAUAUGCCAAUGAUAGUGUUUAUGCAAACUGGAUGGCUUUGCCUUCACCCGCAAAAAUUGUGGACAAGCUGGAUAGUUAAAAGCAAAAACUAUUGUAGAAAAUCACGAUUCCUAAAUGGGUAGAUGUGUAUAUUUAUAUAAAAACUGUACAUAUACAAUCUAAAGUUGGUUCCCUUUCAUUUCUGUUGCACGGGUAUUCUAAGUUAAAACUGGUGGAUUUAAAAACUACAUUUGCUGCAAAAUGGCUGGAAUUGCAUAGACCUUGCUUCAAGCAGAUCUUCGGUAUGUUAAUCAUUACCUCAAGGUCAUGUUGGCCAAGUAUCAUUGCAUGACCGUGUACCAGGUUGUAUGUCAAUGUUAAUGUCUUUCAAGUGCCUGUGCCGCUUCUACGAUAGCCUCUAAUUAGUAGUAUGCGACUCUGAAGAUCUUGUUUCCAGCCAAGGAAUUAAAGGGGACUUCUGUACCAUCACCUGUCCUAUAAUGUAGUAGACCUGUAAGGUUAAGGUGGACAAAGAGUGGACACUGAGUUCAUCCAGAAAAGCUGCAAAGUUUCUACUUGAUAGGAUCAUGUUCCUUGUAAUGUAAAAGCCACUUUUGUCAUUCCCCUUUAACAUUUCCAAGUAUACUUGCCAAAGAAAAUAAGAGAACCAUGUUUAGUUGAAUAUGUUCUUUAUUUUACACCAAAAGUAUCAAAAGUGAGUGCUACUGUGUUGUUAGGACGUGAGACUAUAAAUAUUAAAUGUGGGAAUGUCAAAACUGCAGCUCGCCAUUUGAUUCCUCAUAAUGGCAAUCUUUGUGCAACAAUUAUCUAUGAUUUUGAAAACAAAUUAGUGUUAUUAAUUGUUAUGUUGUUAUUACAUGAUUAUGUUGCAAUCAAUAAAAAGUUCAAAUAUGUGCAGUCUAUUUAUAUUUCACAGCCUCCCCUUCUCUCUUUCUCUCAUCAGCUGUAAUAAUGUUAUAAAUAAUAGAAGCACAUUGUGA